AUGCUCGAAAACGAGUUGCUCAGAGCAAAAGAUAGCAUUUCACAAGCUGAACCUGAAGUCGAGGCCGCUUUGACCUAUAUAAAAACUGAAGGUAAAAAAGCACUAGAAGAUGCAGAAAAGUUUUCUGAAACAGUUAAUUCAUCUAAGGAUCUGGAAAAUAUAGCAAAAGAAGCCAAAGAUCUAGCAACUGAGCUAGAAAACAAUGUUAACACAAUUACAGAUUUAGCAACACAAGUUAAAAAUAUUUCCGAUCAACUUUUAUCCAAAGAGCCUGAAUUAAAUGAAUUAUUCCCUAAUGAAACUGACUCCUGGCUAGAGUACUUGCAGAAUAGAACCGAAUCGUCAAAAAAUAACAUGCAAGAGUUACUCGAACUUGUUGAUGAUACGAAGCAACUUUUAUUGGAUACCAAAAAUGAUUAUAUCGAAAUAAUACAAGAUAUAAAUAAUGCAACUGUUCCUGAAAUUAAUAUUCCCGAAUUAGGUAACCGCAUAGAAGCUAUGAAUGGAGUGUCUAAUCGGAUCAUAAGAGAAGCAGAUGAUUUUUUAAAUGGACCACAUUUAUAUCAAAAAAUUAAAAAAGAAUUAGAAACAAAUUCUAAUGUUAUGGAAUCUUGGAGUGAAUUGGUGAAAGAAUGGAAUGCAAUGUUAGAGAGCGUUAAUAAUUAUAACAAUAUGGCAAAGGAAGCGAUAAAGAUGGCAAAUGAUGUGUUAGAAAAUGCUAAAAAAACACUGGAAGAAGUAUCGGAGAACAACAACUUGAAAAAAGUGAAAGAAGCCGCUAAAGAUGCACUUAAUGAAAGACAACAAAUAAAAAAUGAUAUGAAUGAAAUAUCAAUUGAAAUUAAUAAUUUUGGGGGAAGAGUGUCUGAAAUAAAAAACAACAUAGAAUACUUGAAUAUAUCCGUGAUUAAUGGAGAGAUUCAGGAUUCUAAGCAGCAAGUUAAAUCCACACAAGAUGAUGUAGAAAAUAUCCAAGAAAAUUUAAAUUCUACGGAAGAUACUCUUCAAAAUUUAGAUGAUUAUCUAAAACUGACUGAAGACCGGUUUGUGAAAGAAAAUGAUGUAUAUAAAAAAGAUGAAGCUUUACUAAAAGAAUCUAGUAAGAACCAAAAUAAAUUGCAUUCUGAUAUGGAGUCAUUCGCAGAAACUUUAAAUAAAAGACUAUUAGAACUCGAAGAUAUAAGAACAAAUUUAAAUAACCCGAUAGAAAUUGAUGAACAAACUCUCAACAAAUUAGAAAGAAGAAUUAAGCUGCUAGAGAAACAAUUAAAUGAUGAUGAUAUAUCUGGUCAGAUAUUAAAACUCCAAAAUAUACAAGUAAAACAAACUUAUUUAAUUUCGAUGAAAGAAGAUGAAUUAAAACUUUUGGAAAACGAAGUAGAAAAUGUAAAAUACAUUGCUGCAGCACUGCCGGAGAAUAUACAUGCCGCAGAUUAA
This is a messenger RNA of Ctenocephalides felis (cat flea), 1437 nucleotides long. RefSeq lists its product as uncharacterized. NCBI's taxonomy places the organism in Eukaryota, Metazoa, Arthropoda, Insecta, Siphonaptera, Pulicidae. The transcript is spliced from 8 exons. The record is from RefSeq and is a predicted model, not a curated record. The coding region runs from base 1 to 1437 and encodes 478 amino acids.